Molecule: messenger RNA, 2460 nt
Organism: Phalacrocorax carbo (great cormorant)
Lineage: Eukaryota; Metazoa; Chordata; Aves; Suliformes; Phalacrocoracidae
Source: RefSeq, a predicted model, not a curated record
GAACUUUGAACCAUGUCUGCAAAGUGAGAUAAACAAGAGCCAUAUAAAUACCACAGCCCUUUUCCCUACACUGUUUUCUUCUGCAGCGGAGUUAAGCAGUGCUGCCAAGGAGGGGGGCAGGAAAGGAUAAAGCCCAGCCAUGUGGGCAGGGCUGGGGCUAGUUCUGGCUCUCUGUCUCCUCCCAGGAGGAGGGACAGAGAUCCAGAACUGCAAGGAGCCCCCAGAAUGGCGUAUCGGGGAAGAGAACCCAAUGCUGAACUCUAGGGGCUCAGUGACGGUGGUGGCUCUCCUACAAGCUAGCUGAUACUUGUGCCUGCUGCAGGCUUCCAGAUUGGAGGACCUGCGAGUGAAGUUAGAGAAUGAGGGACUGGUCAAUAUCUCGUAUGUGGUUGUCAACCAUCAGGGAACUAGCUCCCAGAGGAAAAUUCACCUACUGAAAGCAAGUGUUUCAGACUAUGUUACUGUCUACCAGCAAGAUGAACAGCAAGCUGAUGUCUGGACUACCUUAAAUGGAAGCAAAGAUGACUUUCUCAUCUAUGACAGAUGCGGCCGUCUAGUGUAUCAUCUGGGUCUGCCCUAUUCCUACCUGUCUUUCCAAUAUGUAGAAGAAUCUAUUAAGAUUGCAUACUGUGAAAACAAGUGUGGAAACUGCUCUUACAUGGAACCUGAUAUUGAUGGCAUAUGUGAAAACAUCACUAAACAAGCAGAUGAAAAGCGAGCAGAGAUAGAACCCAGCCCAACUGGUCAACGUUCACAUGACCACAACACGCACAGACAUAUAAAACACCACCAGCAUCGUGAGGGCAGUCAUCAUUCCAAAAAUGAGAACCAUCAGGCUCCUUCUGAAACUCGGAGACAUCAUUCUGACAGCAGUCAGCGUCAUAGAGCUUUUGGCCGUAACAGACAUGUUCAGACAGGUAGUCAUGAACAGGUAGACACUGUUCCUCCAGGAGAAAGUGUAGAGAUUACACAAGAUAAAAAGCUAUGAAAAAAAGGAAAGAUCAGCUGUAAAAACCAGUUAACUUGAAAUUGGCAGACGGCAUCAGACUCAACUUCUAGUAGCUGAUGCUGUCAUUGUCGACACCUUUUGUUUGAAGAGCUAGGAAAUUCUGUCACUUGACAGUGUCGUGGUGCACUUCCAAAUUCUUGACGGUGACACGGCCAGUUGUCAGCAGAGGACAUCACUGAAUCUUGACAGUGACGUCUGCUCACUGCUGCCUGACAGUCACCAGCAACAAGUGAAACUAGUGACACCUGACACUGACAGGAAAAGGCAAGAAACUGAGCCUGAAAAACAAACUAAGCACCUUAAAAAUGCAAGGGAGUCCCACUGCUUAAAUUCAUAUAGUUGUGAGUGGAAAAAAUUAACAGAUUAUGUGUUUUUAUUGCCCUAAAUUAAAAAUUAUGCUGACAGGUGUGUAGAGUUAAAAUAUUGUAAAGAAGACUUUUAGAGCAGUGCUUUUAGAAUUAUACAAUACCUGUCAAAUUCUUUCAAUGAAAAGCUUCAUACUUUAAACCAAUUUAAUUGACCUUAGUUUGUUUUUCAGUUGCAAUGGGAAGGUGUCUGCAUUCUUGAUUAAUUUGUCUUUCUUGUUUCUCUUCUAAUGUUCUGCUUGCAUUUGUGAGGACAGGAGCAUAAACUAUGACCUAGGGGCUCCUGUCUGAUAUUUUGCAAUCAAGAAUAGAAGAUAACCAAAACAGACAUUUUAAUGAUUUUUAAUUUUAAUAACAUUAAAUUCAAUUUUUAACUUUUAAUAAUAUUCAAAAGCUUUUGGUUUUUUUUUUUCCUAACCUAGGGAUACAAAUUAGGUACAAGAAAAGCUUAUUCCUAAGCAAGGUACCAAAACAACUUUUUAUCUCAAACGUAAGAUACAAAAAGUAAUUUUGUUAUUUGAAAGUAACAGAUAUGCAUGCUUAACUUUUGUGCCUUAGAUACAGUAUCAGGGUCCAUUAAUACAUACAACUACAACUUGUAAAAUCGUACUAAAUCAGUAACAUUGUGCAUAAAGUGAGAACCUAUGUUAACAACUCUUCAUGCAGAAUCAGUAUCAAACAGAGGGAGGGGGAGAACAAAUUUAAUCUUGGUUUAAUGUGUAACUUUGUUUAUAACAGUGCUGAAUUUGAUAAAUCUGUAUUGAUUAGUAAGGUAAUAUACCACUUAGACUUGUAUAACUUCUCGGUCUGUAGCUUAGAAUUCCUAACCUUUGAUUAACUGAGUUGAAGUAAAAGUAUAGCUGUUCAAAGGAUUCCUAGAUGAAGAAGAGAAUAUUCAAGCAGGAAAGACUGCUUUGAAAGUGUAUACCAUAAUUAAUGAUGGUUUAAUAGGGAAAUCAUCAUCUCUAUGAAACCUUAAUCUCUUCAUCGUGAAUGCUGGUUAGCAAGAAAGUAGCUCUGCAUAUACACUAAACGCAUGCUGUUGGAAUAUUUGACAAGCAUUUUCAAUAAAAAAAAUACUCUGUA